Molecule: messenger RNA, 365 nt
Organism: Sorex araneus (European shrew)
Lineage: Eukaryota; Metazoa; Chordata; Mammalia; Eulipotyphla; Soricidae
Product: mitochondrial import receptor subunit TOM5 homolog
Exons: 1
Coding region: 1-156 (51 amino acids)
Cellular component (GO): mitochondrial outer membrane translocase complex
Source: RefSeq, a predicted model, not a curated record
AUGUUCCGGAUUGAGAGCCUCGCACCGAAGCUGGACCCCGAGGAGAUGAAACGGAAGAUGCAUGAGGAUGUGAUCUCCUCCAUACGGAACUUCCUCAUCUACGUGGCCCUGCUGCGAGUCACUCCUUUCAUCUUAAAGAAGCUGGACAGCAUAUGAAGGCUGGUCAUCACAUGUGAAUGCAGGAUAUGAAAAACCUGAUUACAAUUUCUCCUUUUGUCUGCAAAUGAGUAGGCCCAGAAAGAUGUAAGAGACUCUGAUUGAAUGGACCUAAAAAUCCUACUUGUUAAGAAACAAGUCUGACUCUGGUGAAUGACCUUCAUAGCUAAGAUGAAACUAUUUGGAACAUAUAAAAAAUAUAUUUUGUG